Austrofundulus limnaeus is the source of this 648-nucleotide messenger RNA. Its product is annotated as WAP four-disulfide core domain protein 2. Gene Ontology annotation, cellular component: extracellular region. The coding region runs from base 23 to 511 and encodes 162 amino acids. Gene Ontology annotation, molecular function: serine-type endopeptidase inhibitor activity. Gene Ontology annotation, biological process: innate immune response; antibacterial humoral response. The record is from RefSeq and is a predicted model, not a curated record. NCBI's taxonomy places the organism in Eukaryota, Metazoa, Chordata, Actinopteri, Cyprinodontiformes, Rivulidae. The transcript is spliced from 5 exons.
UUUCUGAUUGUGAUAAAUCAACAUGAAGUUUUGUUCUAAUAUAGCUGCUCUGCUUAUAGCAGCUUGUCUGUUUGUGCCCUCUUAUUCUGUCCUCCCAAAACCUGGGAUCUGUCCAAAAGAAGCUAUUCUCCUGCCUUUACCACCAUGUGACAAUGACACGGAUUGCUCUGGAGCUGACAAAUGCUGCAAGUAUGGAAAUGAAACCCUCUGCGCCCCUCCUAGUACAAGAUCUCGCAGAGCUUCAAUAAAACCAGGUCAAUGUCCGAAGUUCUUUGAAUCCUUCGCACCGUUGCAGCCAUGUCGCAGAGACAGAAACUGCCCUGGAAUGGAAAAAUGCUGCAUGUUUGACUAUGGAUCUUUUUGUGUCCCUCCUAAGCRACCUGCUCUUGGGUGUCCACCUCAUGGAAGGUUUGGGCCUUGUAUUGACGCAUGUUUUGAUGGAUGCCAAAAUGGUCAGAUGUGCUGCCCUAAUGGUUGUGGACGACAGUGCAUGACACCAGUACCAGUUUAGCCAAACUUUGUGGAUGACAUCUAUUCAUCCUUCACUGACAUGAUGGUAAUGCUGGUGAAUGCAGCAGAAGUGCUCUCUGAACAGAUGUGGUUACCAAGUGAAUGCUUGGCAAAUAAACUCAAUAUUGAUGCUUUUUA